AAAGAUAAUCUUGUAGGGCGUCUUUUAAUGGCGCAAUAAUGCACAUGUGAUACAAAAUGUUUGUAAAUGUUAAAUUCAGCAGUGGUAAACAAAACAAGCCAUUUCCGGUAAUGCGAAAUGAAUGCGGAAAUGCUGGUUUCAAAACAUGAAGUGGUAUGAACGUUAGACAGCGGAGCGGUUUUGUUUCAGUGUAAUACCAGUUCAGAAUGAAAAGGCAAGUUUAUAAAUUACUGGUUAUUAUUGGUUAUUUGAUCUAGCUCCAAAAGUCGCCCAUUAACUGCGAUACAUAUAAUCUACUAACUUUCGAUCCGAUUUGAGCUCGUUAUAAAUUGGAGGACACUGCCAAAGAUAAAGUACUGUUUCCCAUCAAGGGUCCAUUUUUCAAGAUGGAAAAUGGGGUUGCACCCACUAAAGGAGAAGGCUUCCUCUCCAGAAUGGCCCUCAAUGACAACAAGGCUGGUAUGGAAGGUCUUGACAGGGACAAGAUCAACAAGAUCAUCAUGGAGUCAUCCAAGGGAUCUAGGUUUUAUGAGAAUGAAAUGAAGAGAGAGCAGCAGGUGAACCAGCGCAUUGAGAAAAUGAUGCUACAAAAGGCACAGAUCACAGAGCAACAGAUAAUGAAAGCCCAAGCUCAGGUGGAGAGAGUGGCCUCAGAGCUGGAGAGGAGUCGUGAUCUAAGCCGAGUAAUUGUACAUGUGGACAUGGAUGCUUUUUACGCUGCUGUGGAAAUGAGAGACUGUCCUGAGCUGAAGGACAAGCCCAUGGCUGUAGGAUCCAUGAGCAUGUUGUCAACGUCUAACUACCAUGCCAGGAAGUAUGGCGUCCGAGCUGCCAUGCCUGGCUUCAUUGCAAAGAAACUCUGUCCCAACUUAGUCAUUGUUCCACCUAACUUUGAUAAAUACAGAGCUGUGAGUAAUGAGAUCCGAGAGAUUUUUGCAGACUAUGACCCUCACUUUCAGCCAGUGAGCCUGGAUGAGGCCUAUCUGGAUUUUACAGACCACCUGGAACAGAGGCAGAGCUGGCCAGAGUCCUGUCGUACACAUCACUUCCGCGCCAGCAGCACUGCCCCAGGUGUACAGCAGGUUGAGCUUCCCCAGGAGGCAGUGCCAGACCUCUCUCCAGUCCUGUUUGAGGACAGCCCGAGCUCCUCUCCCUGCUUGCAGGGUUCUGAAGCUAUUGGUACUGCCGUUUUCGAGGUGUUUGGGACAUCUAUUGAGGAGGCUGUAAGAGAGAUGCGCUUCCGCAUUGAGCAGAGGACCAUGCUGACUGCUAGUGCAGGAAUUGCUCCAAACACAAUGCUUGCCAAGGUGUGCAGUGACAAGAACAAGCCCAAUGGCCAAUACAGACUCCCCUCCACCAGAGAGUCAGUCAUGGACUUCAUCCAGAAUCUUCCAGUUCGCAAAAUUUCUGGUGUAGGAAAGGUGAGUGAGAAGAUGCUGAAUGCUUUGGGCAUCAGUAGCUGUUGUCAUCUUGGCCAGCAGAUGGCACUGCUCUCAUUGCUGUUCUCGGAGACAGCCUGGCAUAAUUUCCUACAGAUUUCCUUGGGGCUAGGCUCCACAUAUAUACACAGACAUGAAGAAAGAAAAAGCAUGAGCACAGAAAGGACAUUUAAAGAACUGACUAAAGCUGAGGAACAGUUAUCAUUAUGCAGGAUGCUCUGUGAAGAUUUAGCAGAAGACAUGAAGAAGGAAGGUCUGAAGGGGAAAACAGUAACGCUGAAGAUUAAGAACGUGAACUUUGAGGUGAAAACCAGGGCACUGACGCUGCCGUAUGCUGUUGCAGCCGCGGAUGAUAUCUUUGCUGUUGCUAAGGACCUAUUGAAAAUGGAAAUAGAAAAUGAAUGCCCCCAGCCACUCAGACUGAGGCUCAUGGGCGUUAGAAUCUCUGCCUUUGCCAGUUCGGAUGAUAAAAAGCCCCUGCAAAAGAGCAUCAUCGGCUUUCUUCAGCAAGGCAAGACAGACUCAGGCGGUUCUACCCAAGGAAUGCAUAAAAAGCUUGAGAAAGAGCAUCUCUCCAAUCACUCCAUCCAGGUCUGGCCCUUCACUUGUCCUGCCUCAACGCAGAAGUCCCGGAAACAUGAGGAGGUUCCCUGGCGGAGUAAGCACAGGGGGUUAGAGGGAGGCCAGACUGAUGAGGAACCCCAACAGUCUUUCUUCCAAAGGGCCUAUGCCAAAAGGCUGAAACUCCAGGCUGCAAAUUCAAGCACACAAGAGGAAGGACAUGGGGAGAAUUGUUCUGUUAUUUCCAUAGACACUCAUGCUCAAAACUGUGUAGAGUCACCAGUAAAAACACACAAGGGUGUAGCCUCAGAUCUCUCAGUAAAUAGCAUCAUUUCUCCUACACAGGCGUGUGCAUCUACAUCAGGAUGUGGUGGCCCGCUGUCAGAGAACUUCAUCUGUCCGGUGUGUUUCAGGCAGAUUGAGACGACUGAUUUAAAUGUCUUCAACAGACAUAUAGAUCAGUGUCUCAGUGAGGCCACUAGAAAGCCAAACAAAGACACAGAUCCUGACUCAGAGUCAGAUUUGGACUUAGAAAUUGACCAUAAAAGACGUGAGGUGGUGAAAAUAUGGAGGGGGGAGUGUGCGGUUGAAGAGACAAAGACAAAGAACAGUGGAGAAAUGGAGUCCAUCAGAACUGAUCCUCAGGAAGCCCAGUGCAGCAUGAAAAAUGAUUCUAGUCGAACAGUUUUGUUGCUCAAUGGGGACAACAAAACACCACAGCAGCCUGAAUCAUGCUAUUAUAAAGGUCUUGUCCUCAUCUGCCCAGUAUGUCAGCGGACCCAGGACACUGAUGACCUCGCUGUCUUCAAUCACCAUGUCGACCUCUGCCUGAACCAGGACGUCCUACAUAUCCUUGGGGGAGAGACCUCAUCUAUGAAAAAUCUACCUGUUACAGAGAGCAAGGCCGUAGACAGAGGCCAUCUCCCGCCAAGGCAAACAAGCAAAGGCAAAAGCAAAGGACGCGACUCACCUUCCUCUCCUCAUUCAAAGAGGGCUAAACCCCUUGGUCCUCGCAACACCAUUGACAAGUUCUUCAGGUGACAGUCCUGCACAAAUCCUCAUCUGAAGGACCUGGGAAAGUUUUCUACAGGAAAUGAAAACCCACUCUCACCAGUCUUGGUUCCAUGGACAGGGGUUUGCUGUGAUACACACUCAGCUCAAAUUGUUGCUACAAUCAUUGCAUAUGAAGCCAUAGUGAGUUCAGAAUUCUGUCAAAAGAAGCCAAGUAUUUGCACUUAAUUGCUUUUUAUUAACCAUACACUACACAUAAAUGAAAGAUGACAAAGGCAAAUGCUUUUAUAGUGAUUUUUCUAAUAAUGUCAUCUGUCAGUGCCAGUUUCAUUGUCUAUUUUCUGUUGUUUAAUGAAGACAAGCCUAAUGUUUCUAUUUAAAUGUAUGAUAAAUAAAUCAAGAAGGUAUUUAUUACAUGCUAAUGUCCUAGUGUUUUAAAAUGUCUUAGUUAUUAUUCAGAUAUUUUCGUAAAUUCCUGUUGCAUUUAAUGUGCUUUUCAGUGAUAAUACUCUAUAUGCCUAAUUGUGUAUAUGAGAGAAUCCUAUUGUGUAAAGUGAAGUUGCAAUAAAUAACUAUUCAGUUGAAAUUUCCACUUUAGGUAAUGACGUUCCUUACAGAGCCUUAUGUUGAUUUUUUGUAAACACUGCACUGUGUUCAUAGCUUCUAAAGAUAAAGGUAUAAUAUCCUUGUGUUCCUCAAGGCGUGAUAAAUACAUGAGGCUAUACCCAUGCAGUCACUUGCUAGUCAUGUUAACCGGUUGUGUUUCAUGUUAAACGUACUGUUUCUAUCUGC
Monopterus albus (swamp eel) is the source of this 3803-nucleotide messenger RNA. It is a transcript of the gene polk, whose product is annotated as polymerase (DNA directed) kappa. Gene Ontology annotation, cellular component: nucleus. Gene Ontology annotation, biological process: error-prone translesion synthesis. Gene Ontology annotation, molecular function: damaged DNA binding; DNA-directed DNA polymerase activity. Lineage: Eukaryota; Metazoa; Chordata; Actinopteri; Synbranchiformes; Synbranchidae. The record is from RefSeq and is a predicted model, not a curated record. The transcript has 14 exons. The coding region runs from base 387 to 3041 and encodes 884 amino acids.